UGGCCAGCGGCAUGUGGCUGCCCCGGGUCUCCAGCACAGCGGUGACCGCUCUCCUGCUGGCACAGACCGGUCUCCUGCUAUUCCUGGUCUCGCGGCCCAGGCCUCUCUCCCCAGCCGGUAGCGAGGAGCGCGUGCAUGUGCUGGUGCUGUCCUCGUGGCGCUCCGGCUCGUCCUUCGUGGGCCAGCUCUUCAGCCAGCACCCCGAUGUCUUCUACUUGAUGGAACCCGCCUGGCACGUCUGGGCCGCUCUGUCGCAGGGCAGCGCCCCGGCGCUGCACAUGGCCGUGCGCGAUCUGGUGCGCUCCGUCUUCCUGUGCGACAUGGACGUGUUCGAUGCCUACCUGCCUUGGCGUCGCAACCUGUCGGACCUCUUCCAGUGGGCGGUGAGCCGCGCGCUGUGCUCGCCGCCAGCCUGCAGCGCCUUCCAACGCGGUGCCAUCAGCAGCGAGUCUGUGUGCAAGCCGCUGUGUGCCCGGCGGCCGUUCAGCCUGGCCCAGGAGGCCUGCCACUCCUACAGCCACGUGGUGCUCAAGGAGGUGCGUUUCUUUAACCUGCAGGUGCUCUACCCGCUGCUCAAUGAUCCCGCGCUCAACCUGCGCAUCGUGCAUCUGGUGCGCGACCCUCGGGCGGUGCUGCGCUCCCGCGAGCAGACAGCCAAAGCCUUGGCUCGCGACAACGGCAUCGUGCUGGGCACCAAUGGCACCUGGGUGGAGGCCGACCCCGGCCUGCGCGUGGUGCGCGAGGUGUGCCGCAGCCAUGUGCGCAUAGCCGAGGCCGCCUUGCACAAACCACCACCCUUCUUGAGCGGCCGCUACCGUCUGGUGCGCUUCGAGGAUCUGGCGCGGGCUCCACUGCCUGAGAUCCGCGCGCUCUACGCCUUCGCGGGCUUGAGCCUCACGCCACAGCUCGAAGCCUGGAUCCACAACAUUACGCAUGGAUCCGGGCCAGGCGCGCGUCGUGAGGCCUUCAAGACCACGUCCAGGGACGCGCUCAAUGUCUCCCAGGCCUGGCGCCACGCGCUGCCCUUCGCCAAGAUUCGCAGGGUGCAGGAGCUGUGUGCGGGCGCCCUGCAGCUGCUGGGCUAUCGACCGGUGUUCUCCGAGGAGGAGCAGCGCGACUUAGCCCUGGAUCUGGUGCUGCCACGCGGCCCCAGCAGCUUCAGCUGGGCGUCGUCCACUGCGGCACACCCUGGGCCUUAGCUGAGCCUGGGUUGUGGCGGUCACGAUGGUCAGGAGACUAGUAUGUAUGGCGGGGAGGU
Talpa occidentalis (Iberian mole) is the source of this 1258-nucleotide messenger RNA. RefSeq names its product carbohydrate sulfotransferase 6. Gene Ontology annotation, molecular function: N-acetylglucosamine 6-O-sulfotransferase activity. The record is from RefSeq and is a predicted model, not a curated record. The transcript has a single exon. Gene Ontology annotation, cellular component: Golgi membrane. Gene Ontology annotation, biological process: N-acetylglucosamine metabolic process; carbohydrate metabolic process; keratan sulfate proteoglycan biosynthetic process. Bases 12 to 1199 code for a protein of 395 amino acids. NCBI's taxonomy places the organism in Eukaryota, Metazoa, Chordata, Mammalia, Eulipotyphla, Talpidae.